AUGUCGCAGAAAUUAUUAGUCAAAAGAAAGAGACGAACAGAUUCAGAGAAGCGUCAGUUUAUUACGCAUAAAUACUUCAUAAAUGAAGGAGAAGGCAAACGGUCUGUCUGCCUUCAAUUUUUAUGCAAUACACUAGAUGUUUCCCAAAUAUACUAUACAGUAAGCAACGCUUCAUUUGGUUCUGCUAAAGAAGAUCUACGCGGAAAGUCCAUACCACCUAACAAGACCAAAGAAUGUACUAAAUUGGCGGUAAUUAAUUUUAUUAAGAGUCUUCCGGCUGUACCAUCUCAUUACUGUCGAAAAAAUUCAUCCCGAUUGUAUCUUCCACAAGACUUUAAAAAUUUAACUAAACUCUAUCAGAUAUACAAAAAGAAGAAUGUAUUGCAGGGAAUCGAUGUAGUGGGCGAGAGAAUCUUUCGAAAUAUUUUUCAAGAAAAUUUUAAUAUUGGGUUUCACGUGCCAAAAAAGGACAAGUGUUUACAAUGUAUUCGGUUUGAACGGUUGGACAUGGACAUUGCCGAUGAGGCUAUAAAACAAGCUAAACUAGAUCAUGUUGAAGAAAAAAACCACUCAUAUAAUCGUUUUAAAAUGCAUCAAAAUAUUCAAAAAACUGACCCAGCCACUUUGUGCAAAAAAGACGUGCAUAAAAUAACCAUUAAAAAUUCAAUGAAUGAAAAAGCGUCCAGUUUUAAAAUAGAAGUGCAAAUGAGAUUAAAAGCUACACCCACUAGCUGUUACAAAUCACUUCUUCCAAUAUCUAAACAAAAAUACGAUGAUCUCAACAAACUUUGCAUAAAUAAUGUUAUACCACCAAUUUUUCAUCACGAAUUUAUGAACAUUCCAACAGCAACUGUGAAAGAUACUUUACCCGAUUCUGAUAUAGAAGACGAAUUUGAGUAAUUAUUUAUUUUAAACAAAUAUUAUUAACAAAU
Psylliodes chrysocephalus is the source of this 932-nucleotide messenger RNA. The record is from the annotation of a GenBank genome assembly. Lineage: Eukaryota; Metazoa; Arthropoda; Insecta; Coleoptera; Chrysomelidae.